AUGCCCCCUCAGAGGAAUUUAUCCAGCUUUGUGGAGCUUUUUCUGCUGAUCCGUUGCUUGCCCUCGGCUGCUGACUGCCUGUUCUGCAAGGAGCUCAAGGAAGAACGUUUGGCUCCUCUUCGUUAUUUCCACGGAGGACGCAGCGCACCCAUCCAAUCAG
Podarcis lilfordi (Lilford's wall lizard) is the source of this 160-nucleotide messenger RNA. Lineage: Eukaryota; Metazoa; Chordata; Lepidosauria; Squamata; Lacertidae. The record is from the annotation of a GenBank genome assembly.